This is a messenger RNA of Loxodonta africana (African savanna elephant), 2709 nucleotides long. It is a transcript of the gene PIGM, whose product is annotated as phosphatidylinositol glycan anchor biosynthesis class M. The record is from RefSeq and is a predicted model, not a curated record. Gene Ontology annotation, biological process: GPI anchor biosynthetic process. Gene Ontology annotation, molecular function: GPI mannosyltransferase activity; alpha-1,4-mannosyltransferase activity. The coding region runs from base 178 to 1443 and encodes 421 amino acids. The transcript has a single exon. Lineage: Eukaryota; Metazoa; Chordata; Mammalia; Proboscidea; Elephantidae. Gene Ontology annotation, cellular component: glycosylphosphatidylinositol-mannosyltransferase I complex; membrane.
GAAGCAGGGUGGGGGCGGAGCUUCAUGCCGGAAGCGAUCGGGAGGCCGCAUCGGUUGGCAUCCUAGCUGGUAGGGGAUGGACCGACAAACUGAAACGGGGAACCAAAGCGAAGGCUAGAGGUUCGAAGGCACUGUACAGCUGGGGCUGAGCGACUGUCGCUCAGUAAGAUCACGGGCAUGAGCAAGCACUGGGGAGAAUGGUUCCUGAAUGUGGGGGUACCCCCCGCCGGGGUGUUUGGUGUGGCUUUCCUUGCCCGAGUCGCCCUGGUUUUAUAUGGGGUCUUCCAGGACCGGACUCUGCACGUGAGAUAUACAGACAUCGACUACCAGGUCUUCACGGACGCUGCGCGCUUCAUCACGGAAGGGCGCUCCCCGUAUCUGCGGGCCACGUACCGCUACACCCCUCUGCUGGGUUGGCUCCUCACCCCCAACAUCUAUCUCAGUGAACUCUUCGGAAAGUUUGUCUUCAUCAGCUGCGACCUCCUCACCGCUUUCCUCUUAUACCGCCUGCUGCUGCUUAAGGGGCUGGGACGCCCCCAGGCGUGUGGCUACUGUGUCUUUUGGCUGCUUAACCCCUUACCUAUGGCGGUAUCCAGCCGAGGCAAUGCGGACUCGAUCGUCGCCUCCCUGGUGCUUAUGGCCUUGUACUUAAUAGAGAAAAGACUCGUCGCAUGUGCCGCUGUAUUUUAUGGUUUCGCGGUGCAUAUGAAGAUGUACCCGGUGACCUAUAUCCUUCCCAUAGCCCUCCACUUGCUUCCAGACUGCGGCAAUGAAGAAAGCCUCCGACAGUCCCGGUAUUCUUUCAAGGCUCGUUUGUACGAAUUCCUGAAGAGGUUGUGCAGUCGGCCUGUGCUGCUUUUCGUUGUAGUUGCUGGGCUCACGUUUUUUGUCCUGAGCUUUAGUUUUUACUAUAAAUACGGUUGGGAGUUUUUGGAGCACACCUACCUUUAUCAUCUCACUAGGCGGGACAUCCGUCACAAUUUCUCUCCGUACUUCUACAUGCUGUAUUUGACUGCAGAGAGCAAGUGGAGUUUUUCUCUAGGAAUUGCUGCAUUCUUGCCACAGUUCGUCUUGCUUUCAGCAGUGUCUUUCGCCUAUUACAGAGACCUCAUCUUUUGUUGUUUUCUUCAUACGGCCAUUUUUGUGACUUUUAACAAAGUCUGCACCUCCCAGUACUUUCUGUGGUAUCUCUGCCUUCUGCCUCCUGUGAUGGCACGAGUGAGGAUGCCUUGGAAAAGAGCUGUCGUUCUCCUGAUAUUGUGGUUUCUAGGACAGGCCUUAUGGCUAGCCCCUGCAUAUGCUCUUGAGUUUCAGGGAAAGAACACCUUUCUGUUUAUUUGGUUAGCUGGUUUGUUCUUCCUUCUUAUCAACUGCUCCAUCCUGAUUCAAAUUAUUUCCCAUUACAAGGAGGAGCCCCUGACAGAGAGAAUCAAAUACGACUAGUACAAGCUCCAGAUCUGCCAAUUCCAUCUAUUCUCAGUGUUCGUGUGGACCAGAAGAGAGUUUUCGGAAUCUCUUUUUGAACAACACUCUAUGAAAGUUCAGUUUGAAGCCUAAAACCCUGUUCCAACAGAAAUUAAAAUGAGUGUUUGCCUUAUCUAGAAAAAGGACUCAAUAAUUGAGGUCCACCCUCUAGGAAAUCUUAGGACUCAUUUAUCUGCAACAUGAUGGGGAGUAAAAGCUACUUGUUCAAAAAUGAAAAGGCUGCUAAAUGGCUCUUGUAGAAAAAGAGAGGAAUAUAGUUAGAGAAAGAAAAUCUAAGCCAGUAUUUGUUCCAGUUAUACUGUCCCACUGUUUUAAGCUGCGUCUUGGCUUCUGACCCCCACUUUUUCUUUCUAAAGCUUUCCUGACAGACGUGAAAACUCACAAAAUGUCCUAAACUGCAUCUUUUAGGUAUAAAGUGUAAAAUAAUACUACCUUGCUUGGGUUGGGAAAGUUGUUUAAUUUUGUAUUAAAAAUGGGGGUUUAGGGGAUAAAGAACCCAAAGAAUUUAAACUGUAAUCAUGUUUUAUAUAUUUGUUUUAUAAUUUAGUUUUUCAGUGCUUAGCCCCCAUGAUGUUUACCAUUUAGUUUUAUACAAAAAGGAUUAAAUUUAAAUUCAUCCAUCUUUAAACCUAAGGUUUAAAUUUUUUUAAAUAUCUCACUUUUGAUGUUUGAGGACCUUAAUAAACACACACCAAACUAUUAGGACAUUUUAGUACACUUUUACCCCUUUGCUUUUAAGUUUCUGAUCACUAAAAAUUCUUCAUCUAGAAGUUAAGUUAGUCAAGUGUUGUGAAAAUGAGUAUUAGUAGAUUUUAGGUGAUACAAAAUUUAAUUGUGAGGCAUUUCCCAGCUUAAAAACACCCCCAUUUAUGAAAAUUCCAUGAUAGAAACAGGGAACUGCUCAGAGGCUCCUGGAAAACAUAAGUGUCCUAAAGAGCCACUGGUGGUUUAAACUAGGAAACUGGGGGAGAGGCUGUGGAAGUGAACGUAUAGGUACAGAGCUGGUUUCCUGAUCACUGUGUGUCAGGAAAAAAUGCUUGCUGAAUUUCAAACAACAACCUAAAAAAGAAUUUUUUUUUUUAAGCGUAGCCCAUCUAUGUUGGGGACUCCCUAAAACUCUAAAGUACUGUAGCAAUAUAUGAGUAUGAUUUUGUGAUUGUGGUUUAAAAAGAUGAGUAAUUUAAUAACAUUUUCUUUCACAGUUAAAAAAAAAAAAAAGAAAAG